AUGACUCUGGUCGUUUACGAACUGGUACUCUACAAAGAGGAUAUUUUGGCCCUCGAUGAACUGGAGGCGGUGGGUGCCGAAUACACCUUUUUACAGCGGUCUUGGUGCCAGAGGCGGAAGCUUUGUACGCGCUUGGGGUGCUACAGUAGUAGUAGUAGUAGUAGUAGUAGUAGUUUGGAGACCUAAUAACUAGCGUCUAAAGUUCACUGCCAGGCAUGUGUUCAGUCUAACAAACGCGGAAAGAACAAAUCCUGUUCGACUUAUCUCACACGGAAUGCGUUGCAAUACACAACCCUGGCUUAACUGAACACAUGCAUGUCAGUCGGGUUCAGUUCCGCGCCAGUGUGUCUAGACGGGUACCGUAAAUUAAUGAUGUGAAGUAAGAAUAGCUUUUGACCGCCCCGGGAUGCGUGCGACUGGUGUGAACAAAGUUUAUGUCUUCGCUGCGCCACGCGCACGUAGCGGAGCCAGGCGUGUCUGCACGACAGACAGGUAAUGUUAUGGGGAUGCAUGUCAGCAUACUGUACAGUGAGGGUGGCGUCUGUGAGGGUGUCUACAGCCGUCUUAUUGUCAGAAAUAGUAUUAGUAGCAGUGGUGGUGAUAUUAAUAGUAGUAUUAAUGGUAGGAGUAGUAGUAAUAACGACGUUGUUGCUGUUCAUUGUUGCUAGUAUUAUUGUCACCGUGGUGGUGGUGGUGGUGGUGGUGGUGGUGGUGGUGGUGGUGAUGGUGGUGGUGGUGGUGGUGGUGGUGGUGCUGUUGCUGGUGAUGAUGAUGGUGGUGCUGGUGGUGAUGAUGAUGAUGAUGCUGCUGCUGCUGCUGAUGAUGAUGAUGAUGAUGAUGAUGAUGAUGAAGAAGAAGAAGGUGGUGGUGAUGAUGAUGGUGACGGUGUUGAAGAAGGAGACACGAUCGCUGGGACAAGAACUUUAUUAAUCUGA
Messenger RNA from Spirometra erinaceieuropaei, 935 nucleotides. NCBI's taxonomy places the organism in Eukaryota, Metazoa, Platyhelminthes, Cestoda, Diphyllobothriidea, Diphyllobothriidae. The record is from the annotation of a GenBank genome assembly.